Fusarium tjaetaba is the source of this 1455-nucleotide messenger RNA. Its product is annotated as ATP synthase subunit alpha mitochondrial. The transcript is spliced from 7 exons. NCBI's taxonomy places the organism in Eukaryota, Fungi, Ascomycota, Sordariomycetes, Hypocreales, Nectriaceae. Bases 1 to 1455 code for a protein of 484 amino acids. Gene Ontology annotation, biological process: proton motive force-driven ATP synthesis; proton transmembrane transport. Gene Ontology annotation, molecular function: proton-transporting ATP synthase activity, rotational mechanism; ADP binding; ATP binding. The record is from RefSeq and is a predicted model, not a curated record.
AUGUUCCGGAACGCCCUUCGACAGUCGACGCGCGCCGUCGGCGCUGUCUCUGCUGCUGGCAGGGUCGCCGCGGUCCGAAAUGCCGCACCCGCCUCCAUCAACGCCGCUCGAUUCUACGCCUCCGACGCCAAGGCCACUCCUACUGAGGUUUCUUCCAUCCUUGAGCAGCGAAUUCGUGGUGUUCAGGAGGAGUCCGGUCUCGCUGAGACUGGUCGUGUCCUCUCCGUCGGUGAUGGUAUCGCCCGUGUUCACGGCAUGGCCAACGUUCAGGCCGAGGAGCUUGUCGAGUUCGCUUCCGGUGUCAAGGGAAUGUGCAUGAACCUCGAGGCCGGCCAGGUCGGUGUUGUGUUGUUCGGCUCUGAUCGUCUCGUCAAGGAGGGUGAGACCGUCAAGCGUACCGGCGAGAUUGUUGAUGUCCCCGUCGGCCCUGAGAUGCUCGGCCGUGUUGUCGACGCUCUCGGUAACCCCAUUGAUGGCAAGGGCCCCAUCAACACCAAGGAGAAGCGCCGUGCUCAGCUCAAGGCUCCUGGCAUUCUGCCCCGAAAGUCCGUCAACGAGCCCGUCCAGACUGGUCUCAAGUCCAUUGACGCCAUGGUUCCCAUCGGCCGAGGUCAGCGUGAGUUGAUCAUUGGUGACCGUCAGACCGGUAAGACUGCCGUUGGUCUCGACACCAUCCUCAACCAGAAGCGAUGGAACGAUAGCCAGGAUGAGAAGAAGAAGCUCUACUGUAUCUACGUCGCCGUUGGUCAGAAGCGAUCCACCGUUGCUCAGCUUGUCAAGACUCUCGAGGAGAAUGACGCCAUGAAGUACUCCAUUGUCGUUGCUGCUACCGCCUCUGAGGCCGCUCCUCUUCAGUACCUCGCUCCUUUCACUGGUGCCUCCAUCGGUGAGUGGUUCCGUGAUAACGGCAAGCACUCUCUCGUCAUCUACGACGAUCUUUCCAAGCAAGCUGUUGCUUACCGACAGAUGUCUCUGCUUCUCCGACGUCCCCCUGGACGUGAGGCUUACCCCGGUGACGUUUUCUACCUGCACUCUCGUCUGCUCGAGCGUGCCGCCAAGAUGAACGACAAGCUUGGUGGUGGCUCCAUGACUGCCCUUCCCGUCAUUGAGACCCAGGGUGGUGAUGUCUCCGCCUAUAUUCCUACCAAUGUCAUUUCUAUCACUGAUGGUCAGAUCUUCUUGGAGGCUGAGCUGUUCUACAAGGGUAUCCGACCCGCCAUCAACGUCGGUCUUUCUGUCUCUCGCGUCGGUUCCGCUGCCCAGGUCAAGGCCAUGAAGCAGGUCGCCGGCUCUUUGAAGCUCUUCUUGGCCCAGUACCGUGAGGUCGCUGCCUUCGCCCAGUUCGGUUCUGAUCUUGAUGCCGCUACCAAGCAGACCCUCAACCGUGGUGAGCGUCUUACUGAGCUUCUCAAGCAAAAGCAAUACAGCCCAAUUUAUGCAUCCCCCUCCCUCUAA